AUGUUCGGCGUCAAGUCAACCCUUAUCCUGGCUCUGGCAGCCCUGUCCGUCGCGGCUAGCGGCGACAGCACUGUCAUUAGCCCGCGCCAGGCUUCUGAGGUGACGUGCGGCAGCAACCGCUACAGUAGCACUCAGAUCCAGGCCGCUGUCAGCGAGGGCUGCAGGCUCAACGCGGCCGGCAGCACCGUCGGCAGCAACAACUACCCGCAUCGCUUCAACAACAGGGAGAAUCUGCCUUUUUCGAUUGCGGGCCCGUACCAGGAGUUCCCAAUUCUGCCCAACAACAAGCUUUACACUGGCGGCUCUCCUGGUGCCGACAGAGUCGCUUUCACGACCCCCAGCAACGGCCAAUGCGCCUUUGCCGGCGCCAUGACGCACACUGGCGCGUCGGGCAACAACUUUGUCGUCUGCCGGGGAUCCACAUCGGUGAGCGGCUCCCCGUCAGAGGAGACCAACCCUCCCUCCACGACUGAGAAGCGAACCAACUCGGGAGCAUCCCUCUCUGCCGCCGGUCUCGGUGGUGUCGCGAUGUCGGUUGUCGCCUAUGUGCUUGUUCUUAUGUGA
This is a messenger RNA of Pyricularia pennisetigena, 564 nucleotides long. RefSeq lists its product as uncharacterized. The transcript is spliced from 2 exons. The record is from RefSeq and is a predicted model, not a curated record. Gene Ontology annotation, molecular function: RNA binding; RNA nuclease activity. Lineage: Eukaryota; Fungi; Ascomycota; Sordariomycetes; Magnaporthales; Pyriculariaceae. The coding region runs from base 1 to 564 and encodes 187 amino acids.